UCUGAAAACAAGGUAUUUUUAAAUCCAGUAAAAUUUAGAGCACAGCCUUCCCUUUUAUGGUCGGAUUAGCCGCAGGAAUGAUUGGAACUUUUGUUCUCAGAAAAUGGUUCUCAUCCUCAGAAGCCUCUGGAACUCCCGAAGAGGAGAGCAUUCAGCCUGAGAAGUCUAAAGCGAGUCGCAAAAAGGUGAAAUUUAACAAAGAUGUCAUUGUACAAGACGAAAUCAAGGAAAUCAUCAACCUUACUAUUAAGGAAACAAUGGGGAAAAUGGGAGAGAAAUCCUCAGACAGAGGCAUUAAAGUAUCCCAGCCAACCAUGAGAAGAAGAUACUCAGAAAAUGAUGAACCCAUUAUUAAGCUGUGCUUUACUGGAGGACCCUGUGCGGGAAAGACUACUGCUAUGUCUUCACUCUUUUCUUCCUUAGCAAGCAUAGGUCACAGAGUAUUCAUUGCCCCAGAAGCAGCUACGACUCUCAUGAAGGCAGGAUUCUUGAUUGACAACACGAACUUUACAAGGCUCAACGAGAUCCAGUUCCAGAGCUGUCUUAUGAGAUACCAAAUCUUCAUCGAAGAUCUCAUAGUUGAGUAUGCAUCCUCCACUUCAGACAAGCCUGUUGUCAUUCUCUGAGAUAGAGGAUUGAUAGACGGUAAAGCUUAUGUUUCCGAACAAGUAUGGCAAAGCAUCCUGGAUGAGAUGUCAUGGAAUGAAGUGCAUCUCAGAGACUCAAGAUACGAUGCAGUCAUUCAUAUGGUCACAGCAGCUGACGGAGCAGUCGAACACUAUGACCUUGGCACUAAUGAAGCUAGAUACGAAGAGAUUGAGCCUGCCAAAAAUGUCGAUAAUAAGAUUCGUAAAAACUGGUCUGGCCACUCCCAAUUCUACUUGAUUGACAACAAAGUCAAUUCCUUUGAAGAAAAGAUUGAGAAGGUUGAAAGAGUUGUACUGAACCUUCUUGGUAUCCCUCAAGCAACCAUUUUUAACUGUAAAUACCUAGUCCAGACAUAUGAAAUCAGCGAGCCUGGACUCUCAGUCGAGCAUUUUACAGUAAAAGAGUUCUUCUUGCUCUCCUCACCUAGCAUGGAAGUAAAGAUUAUCCAAAAAGGCGAUAAGAGAUCAUUCAACUACACUCUUGAGACCAAAGUAUUUAAAAAUGACCAGUGGACAACUAGAAAGAAGCAGAUAUCUUCCCGUGACUUCAUCCAAAUGAUUCAGGAGAAGCAAGAUGACUCCAAGAUCGAGCUUGAAAAAUCAAGAAUGACUUUCCUCUACAAGAACCAGUUCUUUGUAAUUGAUACAUUCGAGAAUAUUGAAGGCAGGCCUUCCCUUCUCAAGAUCGAGACAGAAAAUGAUGUUGAGAAUGUAGAAAGACCUUCCUUCAUCAAGUUCAUCCGUGAAGUCACUGACGAAGAGGCAUACUCAACUUACAAUAUGGCUAAUAAAGAUUACGAAUUGCCUAAAGAUGAUCUCAAAAUGUUAGCUACUCUCGAAAAGCAAGAGACACAAGAAACCAUGGCUAGUAAUGAGUAAAGAUGCCAUAAGUUGAUUCGUAAUUGCUCUAAAUUUUGC
Moneuplotes crassus is the source of this 1565-nucleotide messenger RNA. The record is from the annotation of a GenBank genome assembly. Lineage: Eukaryota; Ciliophora; Spirotrichea; Euplotida; Euplotidae.